GGUGUGGUUGUGCCAAACAAUCCUCUGCAAGAAGAGAGAGAGAGAGAGAGAGAGAGAGAUGGGGACCUGCUUCUCUUCUGCUGGCUCAGAGGAGGAGGAGCAAGCAGGCGAUGAAGCAGUAGUAGUUUAUGUGGGGCGGGGUGAUGAAUUGAGCCCUGACGCGAAGGGGAGAAGGAUUCUUUCUCUGUGUUCUCGGCAAGGGAAAAAGGGCCUGAACCAGGACGCUGCUAUCCUCUGGGAGGGUUAUGGAGGUGAAGAAGAUGGACUGUUCUGUGGUGUCUUUGAUGGCCACGGGAGAAAUGGUCAUAUCAUCAGCAAGCUCGUCCGAGACCAACUACCUCCCUUGAUACUCGGCGAACGCAGAGAGUUGGGAAAACAGAAGCCGGUCUCAUCGGCAGAGAUAGUCGAUGAGUGGAACGAGACUUGCGCCAGUGCUUUCAGGGCCAUGGACCAAGAGCUCAUGCUCAAGCCAGAUUUAGAUUGCACAUACAGUGGAACUACAUCGGUGUCCAUCAUGAAGCAGGGGCGAGAUCUAAUUAUCGCUAACCUUGGGGAUUCGAGAGCAGUAAUGGCGGCCGUAUCCGAAGAUGGCCGUCUCGAGGCAAUCCAGUUAACUACCGACUUGAAGCCUAGCGUACCUCUUAUUUCUGGAUCUGCAGAAGAAGCGGAGAGAAUAAGGAAGAGCAAUGGGCGUGUGUUUGCGCUCAAGUGCGAACCCCACAUUCAGCGUGUUUGGCUGCCCAACGAGAAUUUCCCUGGGCUCGCCAUGGCUAGAGCUUUCGGGGACUUCCACCUCAAGAAUUACGGCGUCAUCUCCGUCCCUGACGUCUCGCAUUACCACCUCACGGACAGAGAUCUCUUCCUAGUUCUCGCAACCGACGGGGUUUGGGACGUGCUUUCGAACGAAGAGGCUGUAUCCGCCGUUUGGUCAGGCAGCAGCAGCAGCAACGAGGACCCCUCGAGAAAACUGGUGGAAGCGGCGCGGAGAGCGUGGAGAUCCAAAUUCCCUUCGGCAAAAGUGGACGAUUGCACUGCUGCUUGCUUGUUCUUCCAAGAGAGAAGAGAGGGCAUUUCACUUCCAAGAAACAACAAGAAGAGAUGAUCGAUGUGUUUGAUGAUGUCGAUAUAAUUAAUUGCAUAUUGUACCAAUAACAAAACAAGGUUUUGAACUCCUCUCAACAAUGUCAUUAUAUGGAUUGUGCUUGAGCUUGAGCCUGCCUAUGCAAGCUUUCAAGAAGAUGUGAAUCAGAUAGCAUAAUGUUCAUUGAUAAAUGAUAACCAUGUUGUAUUUUUGCAGUA
Messenger RNA from Zingiber officinale, 1299 nucleotides. RefSeq names its product probable protein phosphatase 2C 72. The transcript is spliced from 5 exons. Gene Ontology annotation, biological process: protein dephosphorylation. Bases 59 to 1102 code for a protein of 347 amino acids. The record is from RefSeq and is a predicted model, not a curated record. NCBI's taxonomy places the organism in Eukaryota, Viridiplantae, Streptophyta, Magnoliopsida, Zingiberales, Zingiberaceae. Gene Ontology annotation, molecular function: protein serine/threonine phosphatase activity.